This is a messenger RNA of Xyrichtys novacula (pearly razorfish), 15210 nucleotides long. The record is from the annotation of a GenBank genome assembly. Lineage: Eukaryota; Metazoa; Chordata; Actinopteri; Labriformes; Labridae.
AUGGAGUUGAGAGUGGGGAACCGGUACCGACUGGGCAGGAAGAUCGGGAGUGGAUCAUUCGGAGACAUUUAUCUCGGUGAGUUUAAUAAACUAACUCUAGGAUUGGUUCGGUUCUGGGUUCAUAAAUAAUGAUAUUAGAGUCACCAGCUGCGGGCUUUUCCGGGUUUAGGAGCCGAACAGGGGUGCACUCAGAAAGGGGGCCAGGGGGUGCCAUGGGCCCCACUGGAGGUCUGAUUGGCCCACCAAGGUGUCACCUCAAAAUUCUAAAGUGUGAUUGGCUGUUUUCUUCAUUAAAGGCGGGAUUUAUGUUAAAAUAAGAGUUUGAGAUAAAGAUGUCUUUGGGUUAUUUUCUUAAUCCUCUAAACUGUUUUAAUGUUGUCUUCUGUUAUAACACAGGCGUUCAGGAGAUCAUCACUAAUGACUAAUAAACAUCAUGUUUACUUUUGUAGGUCUCAGUGAAACAGCAGUGUUAAUUCAGGUUUAAUUUAAACCCUCGUUUAAAACUAAAUUAAACCGUCUGUGUGGAGGACGGUGAGUGUCAGCGUUUAGUCUGUGUCAGCGUUUAGUCUGUUUCAUCCCGGAGGUAGUUGGAUCUUUGCCUAUCAUCAUCAUCAUCAUCAUCAUGUGAAAUUUAUUGAUCUAUGAACCGGUUUAUCAAUAACAAAGUAAACUGAGAGCUGCUGUGCAACCAAACCUGUUAUUAACCAGCUGAACUAAUAUUUGAAUGAAGUCUUUUUCCAUCGCUGACCUGAACCCGGGUCUUCACUCACCAACCUGGACCAGAAUAAUCGUCUUUACUGAAAACAUCCUGUUUGAUGAUAUUAUUAUGAUAUAUUUUUACCAGCCUGCAGUCGGCCGAGGUCGAUUUUUAUCAAAGAGCUGAAAAAGUAUCGGAAAAUGUCAAAAAGAUACCGUUGUUACUAAAGUCCGACCGAUGUGGAUUUUUGGGGCCGAUGUCGAUUAUUAGGGAGGAAAAAAAACGAUUACUGAAUAAUCAGACGAUUUUUUAAAAUUUUUUAUAGAGUUUUAAAAUUUUGUUAAUUUAGGUGACAUAUCAACAUAUUAAUUUAUUUUUUUAAACUCUUCUCAGUGACGUGAACCGCAGUGAUAUUCCUCGUUUUUAUCAUGAAUCAAACUCCGAACAGAAAAGCGUUUUCAAGAUUGUCAUGAGGUCACUGUAGCGCCAUCUACAGGAUAAGUCGGGCAACUUUUCAAAUGGUGGAACAUUUUCAAAGUGAAAACGAAUUUUAUUCUCCGCAUUUUAUUUCCUGAAAAUCGUCGAGUUUUGAUCGAUUACCGAUUGAUCUCAAACGGGCUAAAAUUGGCCGAUUCAAUCGUCUCGCCGAUAAAUCGGUCGGGCUUUAAUUGUUACACAUAUUUUUAGAGAAUUUGUUACUGAAAUUGACUCUUAAUCCACCAGUCUGCAGAGAUUAGGAUAAUCUGGAUUUUUUCCAAACACGACUCUAAAAUGCUGAAAUUUGAUCCGAGUCACGACUGAAACUGGAUUAACGGUUCUAAUCUGAAUUCUGAGUUCUGGUUCUCCUUUGAACCACCAUCACUUCAUCAGUAAUCCCAGAUUACCUAGAUUACCUCUGUUGGGUUCACUUUUGCACAACUGGACUCUUUGGCAGCAGGACCGUGUGGAAAGAGUCGAUGACGGCGCCAUAAUUCCUCCUUCCUGUACCUAAAAUGACAUCAUCACCACGCUGUCUGAGAAACGCUCUUUAAUCUCGUUAAUUCAGUGGAUUAAUUUCUGAUAAAAAGUGAAACACGCCCACAGCUCGCUGGUUUACGUCUCUCCUUCCUGGUGACCCCCAGCUGAGGAGGUUGAUGAAAUGAGCUGGUCCGGAGCCUGAGGGGGGUGUGUCCAUAUUCCUGAGUGUCAUUAACAGAGAGCCUGAGGCGGCGGCGGCGGUGGCGGCCUAUCGAUCGGAGAGUUAAUACAAUAAUAGAUGAGAUAAGUGACCUCUCAGAGGAGCUGAAGGUUGGAGCGGCUCCUCCCUCUCAACACGGAUGUUUCAGGAUUUUAAAGGUUAUAAAAUUAAACGUCUUCUUCCGUUGACUCCCACCAUCUCCAUGGUUGUAAUGCGCUCCGCGGCGGCCAUGUUUGUGGUCCACAGCUCCUGGCAACAGUGUUUGAGAACAGCUGAUCACAUUUCUGAGCCGAAGACUUCAUCAUCUGGACAACAAUGGAGAGGAGCCGUGGUUAAUUCAUGAAGUCCUUUCAGCUCGAACCCUCGCUCACUGACUCACAGUUAUCACACGUCCACUCCAGAGAAAUUCAGGACGUCUCAAUCUUUCCAGAGUCGUUACUCAGACCUGGGUGACGUUUGACCUGUCGGACGAGUCACUGCGGGAUGUUUACAGGAUCCUCAGGGCGGCUGACAAAGCAAAGUCUGAUGUUUUCAUAUGUGAUCAGACGGACGCCUGAUGAAAACACGCCUGAUAAAAACACGCCUGAUAAAAACACGCCUGAUAAAAACACGCCUGAUGAAAACACGCCUGAUGAAAACACGCCUGAUAAAAACACGCCUGAUAAAAACACGCCUGCAGGAGGAGGACGAGCUGACUGGACACUCACUCUCUGUCUGAUAUCAUCGUCUUUUACUUCCUUCGUCCUCACACUCGCUCAUCGUGACUUCUGCCGACAUUUACAGGAAAAAUCGGCUUCAAACUUCGGCGUUCACACCUGAAAUAUCCUGUCAGAUCUUCAGGUUUUCUACACGUGUGAACGACGGCGUCUGCUGCUGUUAUUGUUAGACGUUUGUUCUGUCGGUGUUUUGCAUGAGGAAGAUGACGUGAUCCGAACAUCGGCAAAACAAGAAAAACUCUCCAUCUUCAUGAAAGUGUGGAGGACUUAACUGAACAUGGACUCAAAGACACAGAAGAAGAAGAAGAAGAGGACGAAGUCUGAAGUCUGCAGGAAAGAGCGACGGCCUCCUGACUGUCAGUCAUGUGAUCUCUGAGUUUACUCUGAUGUUUGUCUUUCAUCGGUGAGCUCAGAGUUUUGGUCCGACUCAAGUUCCCCGAACAGAAAAGAGGAAGUGUGUUUUUUUUUGUUGUUUUCAGCUUCCUGAGGAGGAGGAGGAGGAGGAGGAGGAGGAGGUCUGACUGCUGCUCUUCGUCUGUCUGAGGUCUCAGUUUCACCGUCCUGCUGUCUUUGGGAGAAUAAGAACAGAUGUGUGAACUCUCUGACCUCUGCACAGACGUGGUGGACUGGGUUUCCAGUCUGACCAGUUCAGAGACCAGUGACCUGUAGAGGUCAGACCUCAGUGCAGGACUUAACUUAUUUAACCGUAAACAGAGACCGGGGUUUUCAGGGUCCGCUGUGGACUUUCUCUGACAGGAUCAGCCUGGAUCUGGAGGAUCCAGAUUCACUCUGCUUCCACGGUGACCAGGUGAUCGUCACGCCCACAGAGCCGUCAGCUGUUCCCUGUGACGUAACUCUGAGGGAAACACUGAAGUUUCAGACGUUUUCAGACGUGGAACAUCCCAGAGAAAACGCUGACGGCGUGCGAUGAUGGCGGGUCAGCUGUGCCAUGAUGGCGGGUCUGUGCGAUGAUGGCGGGUCAGCUGAGCGGCUCCGUCUGUUGGGUGAUUCUGUGUUUGGUUGUUGGUCGAUGGACGGAUGAGGUCAUCUGUUGGACCGGAGCCUCGUCCUCUGUUGCCCUCAGAUCCUCACGACUGUGGAGACGUUUGUUAUCUUGUCGACUGUCGGUCCUCCUGAUCCGUUUUCUGAGGCGUGUGACGGCGUCGAAACAAGCCUCAGAUAUCCUGAUCUGUCCGUCAGCGGCGUGACCCGGGUAAAGGUCGCUCUGAUGAGUCCUGCUGGACUACAGAGGAGCAGACGGACUUCACCUUCUUCUUCACGAUGGAAAUCAAAGUUCAGACGAGUCCGAGCGGCGCUGAAAACAGACGCUUUCAAAGGCCAAUCAGAGUCUGUGGACCUGCGAAAGUCAGCUGAGUGAGCGCAGAGAUGACCGUGAAGCUCGUCUGAAGAACCGCACAGAGGUUCUGCUGACUGGAUCUGGACCGCCACCGCUGGGAUCAGCUGGGACUAGUGUUUGACGGGAUGAUGACGGUAUAAAAGUGUAGAACUGUUGCUCUACCGUUUAUACCAGAGAGAGAGAGAGAGAGAGAGAGAGAGAGAGAGAGAGAGAGAGAGAGAGAGAGAGAGAGAGAGAGAGAGAGAGAGAGAGAGAGAGAGAGAGAGAGAGAGAGAGAGAGAGAGAGAGAGAGAGAGAGAGAGAGAGAGAGAGAGAGAGAGAGAGAGAGAGAGAGAGAGAGAGAGAGAGAGAGAGAGAGAGAGAGAGAGAGAGAGAGAGAGAGAGAGACAGAGACAGAGACAGAGCAGAUGUCCUCUGAGUCAGUGUGGCGUUGUCUGCGCUCGCCAACAGGAGAGCCGGAGCGCGUCCGUUUGGGAGCGUUUCUGUGUGUCCUUCAGCGUGUUUUUUAGUUCCUGUUCACAAAUCAGAGUUUCGGAAUAAAAGAGGAAAAAGAACAAAUUUGAGAGUUUGUUUAUUUUUAAGACUUUAAUUUAAAGAGAGAAAAAAAAACUUCCUGUGAUCAUAAAUCAGGACAGAAGAGUUUGAUCGACAACAACUGAGACAGACGAGUCACUGAACAAGCUCCUCCUCCUCCUGACCAGAACUAACUGACCUGGUUCUGAAGACCAGAACCAGCUGACCUGAUUGAAGAGGCUCCCUGCUAACGAAGCGCACACACACACACACACACACACACACACAGUUUUUCAGAGUGUGUGAGUGUGUGUGUAAAAGGGUCCAACAGCCUCGGUCUGUUACCUGUCUGACUGGCCUUAUGUAACAGAGUCUUGGUGUGUGUGUGUGCGCGUGUGUGCGCUUGUGUGUGUGUGAGUGUGAGUGUGUGUGUGUGUGUGUGUGUGUGUGUGUGUGUGUGUUACAUCCUGGUAAACUCAGGUGUUGUGUGCUAACAGGGAUGGGUCGUCUUACAUAAGCGGAGGUUUAGCGCUGUUACAAUAACACAGACGUGUUCAGACCGGCGCCGACUCCCUUUACAAACCCGUGACGCCGCCACCGCCGCUCCGUCAGGCUGAUUGUGAAACUUUGUGGUUUGACGGUGUGAAGGAUGGUGGUUUUUGUUGACGUCAGCGUCCUCGCUGUCAUGGAGAAGUCUUCUCGUCGUCUCUGCAGUUUCACCUCCGACAGGAGCGCGCUCAGUCUGAGGGUCCUGGAUCAGAGGUCCUGGAUCAGAGGUCCUGGAUCAGAGGUCCUGGAUCAGAGGUCCUGGAUCAGAGGUCCUGAAUCAGAGGUCCUGCAGAGAUCAGCUCCAGUGUUGGUGCAGCAGCGUGUCACAUCUGUUAUUAAAGCCUCACAUGUGAAGGUUAAAGGUUAAAGGUUAAAGGAGAGUUCUUCUUCAGAUCUUCUCCAGAAUGAAAAUCCUUCGUUUGGUCAACAGACUGAUUUAAUAAACACCAGGAAACAUUUCAGAGAGACCGACGAGACUUUAAUAUUUAUGAAAAUAUAGAAUCAAUGUUAAUAGAAGUUUGUCUUGUUUGUCGCCACAAUAUCAGAGUUUGAAGGUGAAAAACUCAGAGAAACAAACUCCUGAGCUCUACAGAAUCAGCUGAUUCUGUUGUUUUUGAGUUUUAAAUCACCAAAACACAAACCAACAUCAGACGGUCAAAAACAAGUCUGAUCACCUCACUGAUCAUCUAAUCUGCGUCUCUCUGAUCAAUAACUCCUGUUGUCUUUAUUCAUGCAGAACGAUCUUCAGUGUUUCAGGAUCUUUGAGUUCUAGUCGACAGUUUUUGGACAGGUCCGGGUCUCAGGACCUGCAGCUGACAAACAAACACACACUUCCUCUUUCAGAUGCAAAUACGACUUUACGAGCUCUCGACAAAAACACAGAGAGAGAGAGAGAGAGCGAGAGCGAGAGCGAGAGAGAGAGAGAGAGAGAGAGAGAGGUGUGUGUGUGAAACAGAGUGUUCCAUGAACAACAGCUCCUCACUCUUCAUCUCUGAUCACCUGCUGCAGCUUCACUCUGAUCCUUUAAUAAUUAUUUAAUUAUUUAAUUAAAGUUAAAAUUAGUUUUUUUUUUUAUCACACCUGAGAUUUUUACACCAAUGAGACAAAAACAAACUCUCUGAUUUCCAUCCAGCCGAGGUGUCGCUGAAAAUAAAACUGAUCAAGUCUGUGAAUGUUCUCAAAGGAUCAAUAAGAAUCAGGUUUGAUUUCAGAUCGAUUAUAUCGAUUAUCUUUGAGUUUACAGAUUAAAACUGAAAACAGACUUUAUGAUUCAGAAUCAAAACUGACGACUGACAGAGUUUAAAAAACAAAAACAGUUAAAGACAGUAUAGAUGUUAGACAGUAUAGAUGUUAGUAUAGAUGUUAGACAGUAUAGAUGUUAGACCGUCAGCCUAAUCUGCAUAGCUGAUGUCAUCAAACCAAACCUCUCUUUGUCCAAUCAGAUCAAUCAGCCGUCAUAUUGAUCAGGUUGACGUUCUGAUCAGAAACGUCUCCUACAGUAACUUUAGUGUCUCUGAGUGACGAGUCUGAACAUGAUUCUACACAAACUAGUCCAGAUAAAGAACACACACACACACACACACACACACACACACACACACACACACACACACACAUACAGACACACACACACACACACACACACAUACACACACACACACACACACACACAAUCACACACACAUACAGACACACACACACACACACACACACAUACAGACACACACACACACACACACACACACACACACACACACACAAUCACACACACAUACAGACACACACACACACACACACACACACACACAAUCACACACACAUACAGACACACACACACACAUACACACAUACAUACACACACACACACACACACACACAUACACACACAGACACUCUCUCUCUCUCUCUCUCUCUCUCUCCAUUCGCUGCAGGAAUCUGUCCUGACCAAUCACAUUCCUGAGAGAAGGAUCUGAACUCUGCAGCUCUGACUGUUCAGACGUUUUCACUGAUCGAUCAGUUUAUUGAUAAUUGAUCGAUCUGAACUCUGCAGCUCUGACUGCUCAGACGUUUUUAUUGAUCGAUCAGUUUAUUGAUAAUUGAUUGACCCGGUGUUCAGUGUGUGUUUGUGUGUUUGUGCUGAAACUUCGAGUCGCUAUAAUUUUGAUUUAUUGAUCUCUUCCAGUCGAUCUGGAUUGAGCGGAUCAAUACCAGGUUACCAUGGUAACACUGAUCAUCUGGACUUUGGUAUCAGCAGAUCUCGUGUCUGAAUUAUAAAACAUAUCAGCUAUAAAAUGAGUCAUGUGAGCCUCGCCCUGCUGCCCCGCCCACGCCCGCCCGCUCGCUCGCUCGCCUGGAUGACAUCAUUCAGGGAAAUCAACGGCGCUCUGAUGGAGCGGCUCUCAACCCGAGACUGAACCGAGAGCAUGUGUGUGAGAAAUGGGAUUACGUAACCCGUGUGUGUGUGUGUGUGUGUGUGUGUGUGUGUGUGUGUGUGUGUGUGUGUGUGUGUGUGUGUGUGUGUGAGCGCUCUGAGGAGACCGGACCCCGCCAUGACCGUAUUUAGGAGAAAGCAGCUGGGCCCCCCCCUCGCCGUAUCCCUGCGAGACUCUCCUCAGACCGGGUCGAGGUGAUUAAAACGACAACAUCUGUGAGCAGGAAAGAGGAGCAGGGAACACUCAGUCCAGGCCCGGGUUAUUUUCCCUCUUGGCGAGCUGCGUUUAACCGCCGUUAUGUCCGUGUGUACCCAGCUGACCACACGAGUCAUGUAGACGCCGUUUUCUGUCACCCUCUGAAAUAUGCAAAUCAGCUCAUCAUCAUAUCAGUGUGGACGAACGCAUCAACACUGACUCUGGAUCAGACAGACGGUUCUGACCCGAACACUCGUCUGUCCGAUCAAAACAAAUUUAAUUUUUCAGUUUUUUAAUUUAUUUAAAAUUCAUUUUUUUAGUUUUUUUAAUGCAAAUUAAACUUUUAACCUUAAAGACGUCGAGUUUCAGACGGUUUAUUCAGUUUUAACGUUUUCUGACGUUUGUUUCACUUUAACUUUAUUUUUAACUAAAACCAUAAAAACGUCGUCGCUGCGGCGCCGCGGUCCCUCCAGUGUUCCUCUCAGGUGGUCCUCACGCGGGUCUUUACGGGUCGAGUCAACAGAACAUCUGAUCACCUGACACAGAAGAAACUGGCUCUGAGCUUCACCGGGGUGGAGGGACAUCUAUGUGAUCUGUGUCUACGCUGCUCACCUGUCCGUUCUUCUUCUGCAGGUACGGACAUCUCUGUCGGAGAGGAGGUCGCCAUCAAGUUGGAAUGCGUGAAGACGAAACACCCGCAGCUCCACAUAGAGAGCAAGAUCUACAAGAUGAUGCAGGGCGGAGGUAAGAUCUUCACCAAACGAUGACUCUGAACGUUUCUGUUUCAUCUGUGAAACUCGGGGAAACGGCGUCCGGCAGGAGAAGAGCGAUGAAGUCCUCAGGUGACCGAGGUCGACCUCGAGGAGAGUUAGAGGAGAACAAACAUCAGAGAGUCGAUUAGAAACAGGAAGUCCAGGUCUGUGCGACCUUUGACCCCUUUAUUCUGAUGACUCAGCAGAGUAGAUGUCUCAGAGUAUAGACGUCAACACACUAGAUCUGAACACAGUCUUUGACUAACAUGAUCCAGAGUCUGUAAGUGAACCGACGAGCUUUAAAUACAGAGAACCUGUCCCCCCAUGUCAGGACGGGGGGCACUGCUGUCCAGACCCAAAAUAAAGAGUCCUGAAGGGUCCUGAAGGGUCCUGAGGGGUCCUGAGGGGUCCUGCAGGGUCCUGAAGGGUCCUGCAGAGUCCUGAAGGGUCCUAAAGGGUCCUGAAGGGUCCUAAAGGUACCUGAGGGGUCAGAGGUUUGAGGACCUGCAGGAGGGAAACUGAAGACCUUAGAGGAGAGAUCAGACCAGCUCCUCUUCAACACGAGGAAACGUUCAUUAACUCUGUUUGAUAUCCACCUGUGGAGCAGACUGAGCGCGCUCAGACUCGACUCUGUCAGCACACACACACGCACACACACAGACACACACACAGACACACACACACACACACAGAGCAGAGGAGGAUUUAUGAGGGCACAGAGGCCGACCCAGACCGGAGGACAUAUUUGAGUUUGGAUGUAUAUAAAUAGCUGAUGCAGAGAGUGUGUGUGUGUGUGUGUGUGUGUGUGUGUGUGUGUGUGUGUGUGUGUGUGUGUGUGUGUGUGUGUGUGUGUGUGUGUGUGUGUGUGUGCAGAGCGAGGUGCUGAGCAGCAGCUUUUUGUCGCCGUCUGCCUGUAGAAGGAAAUGCCAGAUGGCCUCUUCGCCACGGCAACGUCAGCCAAUUACCAGCUACAACUAAACCAGCUGGCCUCUGUGUGUGUGUGUGUGUGUGUGUGUGCGUGCGCAGACUUGAUCCAUUUCUGUUCUCGACUGACGAGUUACACAAGAGACGAGACGAAGCAGAAAGUUUUUCUCUGAAGUGGAAAAGUUUGAUCGCUGCUUCAAAAAGAGUUUAAAGAAGUUUUAAAAAAGUUUUAAAAAGUUUUUAAAAGUUUAAAAAGUUUUAAAAAGUUUAAACUAAUUUAUGAAAAAGUUCCUGAAAAUCCGAAGGUGAAACUGGAGCGUAGAAGAAAACAGAUCUCUGUGUGAGACGAUCAGAAGUUUGAGACGUUUGUUUGUUCUUCGUCUUCAUCAUUAACAAAGUAAAACUGACGAGUCCUUUCAAAAUAAAAGUCCUGUGAUCCAAUCAUCGUUAAUUAUGGGUCAGUGUGGAAAUCUUAACGAGGGUUACCCCCGAUCUCCACCGCAUCCCGAACAGCUACGAAAGAUCGUAAACGCUGAUCGAAGCCGAACAAAAAACAGACCGUCAAAACGACAGUAAGAGGUCAAAGUUAAUCGUAUCAGAGACUGGAGGCGGGAUCUUGAGCGGGUCAGACUGAUGUUUGUGUAGGAGUUAAACCCCGCCCCCUGAAUCGCUCUGAUCUCUCUCUCUCUGACUAACCUCUCCUCCUCUCGUUUCCUGUAGUCGGUAUUCCUACGAUAAAGUGGUGCGGCGCCGAGGGCGACUAUAACGUGAUGGUGAUGGAGCUGCUGGGCCCGAGUCUGGAGGAUCUCUUCAACUUCUGCUCCCGCAAGUUCAGCCUGAAGACGGUUCUGCUGCUGGCCGACCAGAUGGUGGGAGACAUCAGGAGGAGGAGGAGGAGUGGUUUUAAAUCUGACUUCCUGUGAAUGAAACUCUACCUUCCUGUCGUUCCCUCACAGAUCAGCCGGAUCGAGUACAUCCACUCCAAGAACUUCAUCCACAGAGACGUGAAGCCCGACAACUUCCUGAUGGGACUCGGCAAAAAAGGGAACCUGGUUUACAUCAUCGACUUCGGCCUGGCCAAGAAAUACCGCGACGCCCGAACGCACCAGCACAUCCCCUACCGCGAGAACAAGAACCUGACCGGCACCGCCCGCUACGCCUCCAUCAACACACAUCUGGGCAUCGGUAAGACCUCCUCCUAACCCUGACCCGCGCCGUACGACGGCGUGGACAGACUCCUCCUCCUCCUCCUCCUAACCCUGACCCGCACCGUACGACGGCGUGGACAGACUCCUCCUCCUCCUGACUCUGUCCUCUCUGCGUCCACAGAACAGUCCCGGCGAGACGACCUGGAGUCUCUGGGAUACGUCCUCAUGUACUUCAACCUGGGCUCGCUGCCCUGGCAGGGUCUCAAGGCCGCCACCAAGAGGCAGAAGUACGAACGCAUCAGCGAGAAGAAGAUGUCCACGCCCAUCGAGGUCCUCUGCAAAGGAUACCCCUGUACGUCUGACUCAGUCGACUUUAAAACUUCAACUCUUUAACUCUUUAACUCUUUAACACUUUAACUCUCUAACUCUUUAACACUUUAACUCUUUAACUCUUUAACACUAUAACACUUUAACACUUUAACUCUUUAACACUUUAACUCUUUAACACUUUAACUCUUUAACACUAACACUUUAACUCUUUAAUACUUUAACUCUUUAACACUAACACUUUAACUCUUUAACACUUAAACUCUUUAACACUUUAACUCUAACACUUUAACUCUUUAACACUAACACUUUAACUCUUUAACACUUUAACUCUUUAACUCUUUAAAACUUUAACUCUUUAACACUUUAACUCUUUAACUCUUUAAGACUAACUCUUUAAGACUUUAACUCUUUAACUCUUUAAGACUUUAACUCUUUAACUGUUUAACACUUUAACUCUUCAACACUUCAACACUUUAACUCUUUAACUCUUUAACUUUUUAACACUUUAACACUUUAACUCUUUAACACUUCAACACUUCAACACUUUAACACUAACUCUUUAACACUUCAACACUUUAACUCUUUAACUCUAACUCUUUCACACUUUAACUCUUUAACACUUCAACACUUUAACUCUUUAACACUUUAAAGUGUUAAAGUGUUAAAGAGUUAAAGAGUUAAAGUGUUAGAGUUAAAGUGUUAAAGAGUUAAAGUGUUAAAGAGUUAAAGUGUUAAAGAGUUAAAGUGUUAAAGUGUUAAAGAGUUAAAGUGUUAAAGAGUUAAAGAGUUAAAGUGUUAGAGUUAAAGUGUUAAAGAGUUAGUGUUAAAGAGUUAAAGUGUUAAAGAGUUAAAGUGUUAAAGAGUUAAAGUGUUAAAGAGUUAAAGAGUUAAAGUGUUAAAGAGUUAAAGUGUUAAAGUGUUAAAGAGUUAAAGAGUUAAAGUGUUAGAGUUAACUCUUUAACACUUUAACUCUUCAACACUUUAAGUCUUUAACACUUUAAGUCUUUAACUCUUUUAUUUCAUAUUUAAAACCUUUAAUACAAAGAAGGAAAAACGUCAAACAUGAGAAUAAAAAAGGAGCAGAAAGAAGAAAAUUAACUAAAUAAAAUAAAGAGGAGCUGCAGACAAACACAGUUUUUAUUGUUUCUGAUCAAAAACAAACUUUAGUUCCUGUUUUUACACUAAAUAAAAACUUCUUUAAACAUAUUUCUCUGUUUUUACUCGACAGACUGACUUUUUAAACUUCUGUUAAAGAUUAAAUUUAAUUUAGUCUCUUUAUCUUCUUUAGUUUCUUUAGUUUCUUUGUUCAGAUCGUUCCUCAAACCUCCUCCUCUCUCUCUCUCUCUCUCUCUCUCUCUCUCUCUCUCUCUCUCUCUCUCUCUCUCUCUCUCUCUCUCUCUCUCUCUCUCUCUCUCUCUCUCUCUCUCUCUCUCUCUCUCUCUCUCUCUCUCUCUCUCUCUCUCUCUCUCUCUCUCUCUCUCUCUCUCUCUGUAACUCGGCGCUCCGUCUCUUUAGUUCUCAGUCUUUUUAAAUAUUUUAAAUUAGAAUAAAAUUUUCUUUUUUCUGGAUGUUAAAAUUUUCCUUUGAGUUUGAAAUCGAAUCAACAAACUGAAAUCUACAAACUCAUUAAAUUCCAACAAACUUUAACAGAGACUGAGUUUAAAGGACCUCUGAUUAUUCUGUUAAAGGGACAGUUCAACCUGUUUUAGUAGAUGUGGAUUAGUCGGACUCCUUCAGGACCCAGACCCAGACUUUGUUUAGACUCGGGUCAGAAACGGGCCGAGCAGGAAGAUCAGAACUGCGGUGAUUUCCUCUCUUCACUGUUCGGAUCCAUUUUAAGGUCCUUUUAUUUGUUUUUAAGUCUCUGAAUGACCCAGAAUCUCUGACCUCGUUAAACCGGGUCAGUCCUCCAGAGUCCUGAGGUCAGCUGAUCAGGAGGUUUUAGUCCUUUUUCAGAUCUAGAUGGAGGAUUUUCUGUGGUAGCUCCAACUCUGUGGAGCGUUUUAACCUUCUGAAGACUCACCUGAUGACUUCAGCGUCACAGGAAGUCGAGCUGCUGCUGCUGCUGUUGUUGUUGUUGUUGUUGUUGUUGUUGUUGUUUUAUUCAUGGACUGUGUUUAUGUUUAUAGUUUUUUCUUGUUUUGACUGUGAACCCCUCCGCUCGGUCACUGUCUCACUGUCACUGUCUGUUUCAUAAAUAAAGCUGACAUCGAUGUCGACAUUGACGUUUGUCUUCUCUCCGCCCCCACAGCCGAGUUCGCCACCUACCUGAACUUCUGCCGCUCUCUGAGGUUCGACGACAAACCCGACUACUCGUACCUGCGGCAGCUCUUCAGGAACCUCUUCCACAGACAGGGCUUCUCCUACGACUACGUCUUCGACUGGAACAUGCUCAAAUUCGUGAGUUCCAUUCAGAGGGGCGGAGUCUGGCAGGAGAGGCGGGGUUUAAGAGUUCUGUAGUCUUCAGCUAAAGGAGACGAUCCUGUUCAGAGUAAAACCUGAUCUGGACCCUGAUCGGGGGGCAGACCGGGUCGACUCGGUUCAGCAGAUCUGACCUCCUCAUGUGAACCAUGGCUGACCUUUGACCUUUGGCGUGUUCUUUGUGUUUGUCAGGGCGCCAACAGAGCCGUGGAGGACGCCGACCGGGAACGCCGUGACCGCGAGGAGAGGCUGAGGCACUGCAGGAACCCCGGGGCCAGGGGGAUGGCCUCGGCCUCAGGGAGAGCCAGGGCCGCUCAGGACGUCGCCGCCCCCUCCCCGCUCAACCCCACCUCACACACAGGUCUGUGCACGCUCACACACACACACACACACGUGCACACUCACGUGUCUCUAACCUCCUUAAAUCUCACCCGCAGGUUUGGAGAAGGAGAGGAAGGUCAGCAUGCGUCUCCAUCGUGGGGCGCCGGUCAACAUCUCCUCCUCAGACCUGACGGGGCGCCAGGACACCUCCCGCAUGUCCUCACAGGUAACACACACACACACACGCACACACACACACAGACACAGACACACACACACACACACACACACACACACACACACACACACACACACACACACAGACUCUCUUCAUCAGUGAAACAGAAUCAGGAGAAAAUCACUGACAGUUUCUUUAUUUUUGUUCUGAGAUGACAUUUUUCCUCGUUUGUUUGUUUUUCAGUUUGUUCUUUAAAAAAGGGAAACGUAGAGAAACUGUCCGUCUCUCCGUCACGUUCAGAUCAGUUUCAGGAAACUAAACCAAACACUUCCUGUUUCCCUGUUCCCCUUUUUUCUGUCAGAGAAAAUAAACGAUUUUAUAAAAUAUCAACGACGACGAGGAGGAGGAUCUUUGUCUGAGGAGCUUUAAAACAUCGAAGUUAAGAGAGCUGAAAGAAGACGUGAGAGAAAAUUAAACUGACAUUAAAUAUUUACAUCAAAACAGAUUUAAUUGUUUUUAUUCAUGUAAAUAUUCAGAGUUUAAAAAUAUCCUGAAUAAACUCAAACUUCUAAUAACUGAGUGAGUUUGUCUCCUGAUCCUCUGGAGAAGAUCUCCUGUCAGCAGAAUCAUUUUAGUUUUAAGUUAAAAUAAAAUUAAAAUCUCUUUGAGUCGGACCGCUCCUCAUCCUCCUGACUUAUCAAACUUACAAAAAUGAACGUUCAACAGAAUCAUUUUAGUUUUAAAUAAAGUUAAAAUAAAUUAAAGUGUAAAAAGAUAAAGUCUCCGGACCGCUCCUGUUUCUUCAGCUCUUUGUUCUCCUGAAGGUCAGUGGCGUCCUCUGGAGGUCAGACGGUGAACUGCAGCCAAAGUCUGUCCAAGUUUGAUCUGUGUGUUUGAUUGAUUUUAGAAUCAUUGAUCAAAUCGAUCAGGAUCAGGUCUUAUUAAGUUUUUCCUGAUUUCAUAGUUGUUAAAUAAACUGAUGUCAGUGUGAAACUCGAACCCUGAUGAAUAAUUUUUAUUUAUUUACACGUUUUAAUAAAAAUAACUGAAAAUCACUGACUGUGGCUUUAGUUAAAUCUUCUGUCGUCUGUUUUUUUUUCUUUCAGGAAGUUCAUUAAAAAACAUGUUUUAACAAAUUAAAGUUUAAAGAAAAAAAAAGUUCUGUUUGAGAUUCUCUGUCGUGGUUCAUGUGGACUAAACCAGACCUGGUCUCAGGUCUCACUGCUGUAUGGGUCUCAGGAGGUUCUGAUGGAUCUAAAGGUUCCUCCUGUUGACACUGAGGGUCUAAACCCUGAUCCUGGACUCAGACUCGAACCCUGAUCCUGGACUCAGACUCGAACCCUGAUCCUGGACUCAGACUCGAACCCUGAUCCUGGACUCAGACUCGAACCCUGAUCCUGGUCUUGGACUCGAACCCUGAUCCUGGUCUCUGGUUUUCUGUCUCUCCAGGCUUUAUCCAGAGUCACACCCAGCGGCCUCCAGUCUGCAGCUCCACGGUGA